AUGGUGGAGCCGUACAAUUCUUUGCUCACCACGCACACCACUCUCGAACAUUCUGACUGUUCCUUUAUGCUCGACAACGAAGCUAUCUAUGAGAUUGCGAAGUCGAAUUUGAACAUAAGAAGGUGA
Haemonchus placei is the source of this 126-nucleotide messenger RNA. Lineage: Eukaryota; Metazoa; Nematoda; Chromadorea; Rhabditida; Trichostrongylidae. The record is from the annotation of a GenBank genome assembly.